Stereum hirsutum FP-91666 SS1 is the source of this 590-nucleotide messenger RNA. RefSeq lists its product as uncharacterized. The record is from RefSeq and is a predicted model, not a curated record. Lineage: Eukaryota; Fungi; Basidiomycota; Agaricomycetes; Russulales; Stereaceae. The transcript has 4 exons. The coding region runs from base 87 to 452 and encodes 121 amino acids. Gene Ontology annotation, molecular function: oxidoreductase activity.
GACACUAACAGAUCGCUAGCCUAUAAAAAUCAGCGCGGCCUGAGUACUAGUGUCUCGCAACAUCUAACUCUAUUAUACAUAUCACAAUGUCCAUCAGAGUUAUGUGUUUGAUGAAGCGGAAGGAGGGGAUGUCUAAGGAGGAGUUUAGCGAAUACUGGAGUAACAACCACGGCAAGCUCUUCAGCUCAGUGAAGUCCGUUCAGACCAAUCUCGUGCGGUACAGUCAGUUUCAUAUCCUCUCGAAGGAAUCUGAAACAGUUGCCGCUCUUGGGCUACCUAUUGGGCCGUACGACGGUGCCGCCGAAUUCUACGUCAACGAUCUCAAGGACCUUUUGGCUGUGUUCGGAGGAGAGGAGUACCAGCAGAAUGUAGUUCCUGACGAGUUGAAGUUCAUGAAAAGGGAUGAGGUGAUGUUCCUCGUCGGAGAGAACGAUAUCAAGUUCGAGAAAUAGCGCUGUAAACGAUAGCAACAAAGGUCGUAAAGAGAUCGCUGUACACGCUGAUGUAUAUCUGAGCCUUCUAUGAACUCUCUGUUGGGACUGUCACACUGUAUGGCAUAUGUUUGUGCGAGAUAAUAUCCAUGUUGCCCA